AUGGAUCGUCGGACAUAUGAAAGUCCCAUGGAAUGGGAAUACCAGGAUCGUGGCCCUUUGGAUGCAACCAGCCCAUUUUCUCAAGUUGCAAAAAGCAGUAACCAGAAUAUCUUCAACUCCCCCAACAAAUUUGCCAGUUCCCGGCCGAACCUCUUCGCGAGCAGCCCCUCCAAGCCGAACUCUUUUGCGAACAGCCCGUCGAAGCCGAACCCUUUUGCGAACAGCCCGUCGAAGCCGCUUCCCUCUCUCCCACCGCAGACGUCUCUCUUUUCCCCGAGAAUCCAGAGCAGCCACACGGCACCGCCGUUCCGUAACCCUGCCUUCACGACACCGCGCAAGCCCUUCGAUGAGUCGGCAUUUUCGGAAGCCUCUGGCGCAGAAAGUAGCCCCGCGUUGACGGAAAAUUCAGAGUUUCCAGACGACACCCCCGACGUCGACCGAUUCGCAGACGCAAACAUGGGCACCGUGACACCCUCAAAGGUGGACAAGAGCCACCGUUACGGCAAGGCCGGCCUGCUGUCGUCGAAGCGCCACGCGCCGGGCAAGGGGGAGAUUCCUAGAGGCGCACGAGACUACCCCGCCAUAAGAAAGCGGAAGAGGCAUAAUCUGGAUCGCGACGUCGGUGGGAGCGCUCGGUAUCACGGAUCGCAGGACUGGGAUUCCGAAGAAGACUCGGAGGAUGACGAACAUCGUCAGGGGUCGAGCCGCAGCAAGAACAAGAAGAAGAGGAAUGGUCGCAGCUGGAUCGGCAACCUAUUCUACACUCUCGAGGAACACCCCAACGCUCCCGAGAAUCUCUACCGGUGGAUACAACUCCUAGUCAACUGCAUCAUUGUCUCCGCGUUUGUGUUCUUCUGCUGGUCCAUUCUGGACACAGUCCGGUCCGACAUUCGCAACGCAAACGACGUGGCCCGUCAGGAGAUCGAGAGCAAGAUGGCAGAGUGCCGGUCGGAAUACCAACUCAAUGAGUGCGCCAAGAAGGACAGGCCGGCUCUGAAAGCCAUGUGUGACGAGUGGUACGAGUGCAUGAUUCAGGAUCCGUCCGCAAUUAUGCGUGUAAGAGUUACGGUCAAGCAAAUCGCAGAGAUUCUCAACGAGUUUGCCGGCGCAAUGCAAGUCAAGGCUUGGGUAUUCUUCUUUGGCAUUCUUCUUCUCUGCAUCGUUGCCAACAACCUCACAUUGGGCCGUCUGGCGAACACGGCCGCCGCAAACCGACCGGCGCCGGCCCACCGCGCGGCAUCAGGGGCGCCGGAGCCGUCUGUGAUCCCGGAGCCUUCACAGGCAUACAUGUGGGUGCCGAUCCAGACGCCGUCACACCGCCGACACCUCAAGUACGACAGCGACGCUACGGACACGGAUGCAUCGCCGCCAAAGAUGAAAUCGAUCAUGCCACCCCGGACGCCUUCGGGACGCCGAAGCCCCAGCAAAGUCAACCUGAAGCGCGCAAGUACUGCCGAUAUGGAGGAGGCAUCCGGUGGCCAGUCGCAGGCUCAGCCCGGCGCCGAUGCUGCCUCCUCCGCGGGGGCAUCUUCUGCUCCCGCUCCCACGCCCGCCCCCGCCCCCGCUCCGACACCCUCCGCUCCGACGCCGGCAGGCACUUCUGGCCCUGGCCAGUUGUCCAAGAGGAGGAGAGGUCUGGGUGUUGUCACCCCUAAUGCUUGUACCGAAUGUCGAAAGAAGCGCGCCAAGUGCGAUGGCCACAAGCCAUGCGGUCGCUGUAAGGCCCAGAAGGACGUGGAAUGUGUUUACGAAAUUCCUGUCCGCCAAUCGAAGGAACAUUUACGAACCGAGAUCGAACAGCUGCGUCAACGCCAGCGGUCCAGCGACCAGGUCAUCGCCGCCCUGGUGCGGUCUGACAUGUGGGAAGAUGUGCUCCAACGACUGCGCAAUGGCCAAUCUCUCGAAUCAGUUUCAGAGUGGUUAGGUGGCACAGUUCCAUCCGGCGGUGGUGCGAGGCCAUCCUUUGGGCGCCAAGGAGAGUCAUCCGGCGACGCGGGCGCCAGUUCAGGCGCUCGCCACGGGUUCCCUGGGCCAGCGCCCAUCAGGACGAGAAACUUAGGAGGCCCGGGGUCGGUAACCAUGAGUCCCAUCACAGGACAGUCUGGGUUGCGUCAAGAUUUGGACCCCAAUAGCCCAUGGCAUCUUUCAUCUCAUAGCCAGAGUACUAGGAGCAACUCUCACCCCGACUUGAUGAACUGGAGUGCAGACACCAACAGGCCGCCUCAAGGGCCCAUUGACACGUGGCCUGAGACUGCUAGCAAUACGGAGGCAUCUGAAGGUGGAAGAUAUCAGGGUCUUGAUCAGGUGCUCGCGCCGCUGGAAUUGCCCGACAUGAAGCUUCCGCCAGAGAACUGGACGAACAUUACCGAGGAUGGCUCUCUCGUUCAACAUCUGCUUGCCCUGUACUUUUGCUGGGAGUACCCAACCUUCGCAUCGUUGAGCAAAGAACACUUCCUAAGAGACUUCCAAAACGGUGUCCACCGAUACUGCUCACCGAUUUUGGUGAAUGGUCUUCUGGCCUUGGGUUGUCGAUUCUCAAGCAAGUCUAGCACGCGAGCUAAUCCCAACGAUCCCUACACCUCGGGCGACCACUUCUUCAAGGAAGCGCAACGACUGUUCUACCUCGAGGAGGACCACCACCGAUUAACGACCAUACAAGCCUUGGGGAUCAUGUCUAUACGCGAAGCCAGCUGCGGGCGGGACUCUGAAAGUUGGUACUAUGCAGGUCAGAGCAUUCGUCUGGCCAUCGAAAUGGGUCUGCAUCAGUUGCAGGAUGAAGGAGACGACGAUGAAUUUGCGGUUCAGGCGGCCACGUUUUGGGGCGCCUUUGCCCUCGACCACGCUUGGUCUUUGGCAACAGGUUCCCUUCCUCAAUGUUCAUGCUUCCCUCUUCUACCACCAAAACCCGCCAUAAUUGAUGACAUCGAAGCAUCGCUGUGGAUUCCCUACACGGACGAUGGUGAGUCUAGCACCCCGUUGCUCGUCAUGCACCGAUCAGCCGAACAGCCGUCCAACGUUAGAUCCGUUUACAAAUGCUUCUGUGAAUUGAGCGAGCUUGUGCAUCAAAGUCUCUACAUACUCCACUCUCCUGGCAGACCAUUGACCAGCCGCGACCUCCUGGGCAUUUACACUCAAUACCUGAACUGGUAUGACAGAAUACCCGAAGUGCUUAGGCUGGGCCAUAACUUCACCCCCGCCGUGCUCUUUGCGCAUAUGUACUAUCACUUCGCGAUUCUCCUUCUCUUCCGGCCACUCAUCAAGCUUCGAAUCAUUGGCUCCAAACUUCUGCCCAGGGACGUGUGUAGCCAGGCAGCAGAUGCGAUCCAGGGCCUUCUCCGCUCUUAUUCACAACUGUACACACUGCGGCGGACACCGUCGUUUGUACCAUACUUUGUUCUCACGUCUGCCAUCAUGCAUCUAGCUAUCGGGGCAUCUCGUCAACCAACCGCUGAGGCGGCCGCCGAAACGCCUCACCCGCCUCGCGUCGUCGAAGCAAUCAAGCAGGGCAUCAGGGACUUGGAAGAGAUGGCCCCCUGUCAUCACUUUGCGGAACAGGCACUCAACAUCCUCCGAUACCUGGCGAAGAAAUGGGGCAUGAAUGUGGAUAUGGGACAAACACCCAGGUCGGACGCAGAGUAUGCGCACCUGGUUAGACCGUAUACGAGCAGCCUCAAUUUCUUCGCACCGAACGUCAUCGAAGACGACUUCAUCUGCCUGUGGGGAGGCGGUGCGGACGAGAGCGGGGAGGCGAAAGCAGCAAUGGGGAGUGGGCGUGAGGGAAGCCCGUCGGUCUCGCGGGCAGCGCAAGUGAUGGAGAACCCGCUGUUCUGGCCAUUCCCGAUGCAGGGACGACCAAUGCUCCCAACCGGACGCGAGCUCGAGGAAGCCGGAUUUGAGAGACUCUAG
Molecule: messenger RNA, 3906 nt
Organism: Colletotrichum karsti
Lineage: Eukaryota; Fungi; Ascomycota; Sordariomycetes; Glomerellales; Glomerellaceae
Exons: 8
Coding region: 1-3906 (1301 amino acids)
Biological process (GO): DNA-templated transcription; regulation of DNA-templated transcription; lipid homeostasis
Cellular component (GO): nuclear membrane
Molecular function (GO): zinc ion binding; DNA-binding transcription factor activity, RNA polymerase II-specific; DNA binding
Source: RefSeq, a predicted model, not a curated record